Molecule: messenger RNA, 1508 nt
Organism: Saccostrea echinata
Lineage: Eukaryota; Metazoa; Mollusca; Bivalvia; Ostreida; Ostreidae
Exons: 5
Coding region: 300-1508 (402 amino acids)
Source: RefSeq, a predicted model, not a curated record
UAGAUUCACCCUUCGUGGGCAAUUACAACGUAUGGAAGACAAAGAUAUCAGAUCAGUUCUCCACACUGACUGAUGAAGAGGUGUCCGUGUUAUUUUGUUUUCUGUGUUCUGACUCCGGUCCUCCUGACUUCACUGAUACAGAGUGGCUGGACUUGCUUAAUGAGAUACGACAGGAAGUGUACGGUAAAGAGAAUCCUGUAACAAGUGAGGAAGCACAGCAGACUCUGGACAGACUGAAGUCACGUGAUUAUCUUUGGGAAGAUCAGGACAAGAUAACGGAGGACACAAAGGAUGAGACAAUGUAUAGGAUAGCAUCAAUAAAGUAUUUAAUACCAUUCUAUUACAGUAGUUAUGACACAGCCAGUGUGUACCUGAGAUCAGAGAUGUACAACAGAAAACCUAAAGAGAAGUGUGUCUGUAGUGAUGGUUACAGUGAUUACUUACUGAUACUCCGUCUACAGAUGAACAUACUGACUCACGUCACCAUGGAGGACACGUAUAUAUAUGAUGAGAUAUACCAGAUAUUGAAUGUUUCAAACCAAAUACUAAAGGAGAUUGAAGAUAAAAGAGAAGAAUUUCUAAUGGAUCUAAGAAGAGGAGGGGAGGCUGUACAUUACAGAGGAAGAUCACAGGACAGUGUAGAUCACGUGACGUGGCUCUGGAGAUACAGGAGACCUGCUGACAUUGUGAGAUCCUGUAUAGGUCUCCAUCCACACAAUGACAUUUACAUCAUCGACAACAAAGCUUACAGAAAACCAAGUAAACACCAUAACUAUUCACCAGAAGUCAGAUGUGUACUGUACUGUUUACUGUUAACUGAAAAAUAUCAGCUGAAUCUCAAUGAACAAUCACACAGAAUCACAAGGGACAAAAUCAGAGACAGAUAUUUCCCUGAUAUCACUGAUGAUGGCUUUAUGGAUCCUCCUGCUGGAAUCACAGAAACACAUAACGGUGUGAUGACCUUUAUAUCAGAGGAUUUCCGACAUGACCUUAUGUACUCCUUUGUGACGGAGUGUUUAGUGGAGGACAGUGAUGUGGAGUUUUUCCUGUCCACGGCGUCACAUGAUGUGAUAUCAGAAUACUUCAGGUCCUGGGAUUAUGAGAGGAGUGAGGGAGAGAGAUGUCUUUAUGUACCGAAGUGGCCGGAGAAGAUGUACGACCUCUUCAUAGACAAACUACAGCUGGACAUCAUCACACACUGUACCAUGUCUGACUGGGGGUUUCAUGGCAGGAUCAGUAAACGUUUGGGUGUACCAGAAGAAAUACUAGAUUGGGACCAGGAGGCCAGAGAGCGGUAUGUGGAGUACGCUAAGAGAGGAACACAGACGAUCCACCAUGCCCGGGGGAUGAUCGUAGGAUGUGCUGGGGCGGGGAAAACAACGCUACUUAAACGACUGCUUGGUUGUAGUGAAGAAGAAAUUAAAGAAGUAAAAUCUACUGAAGGAUUGGAGGUGCAUGAGGAAAUAUUUGAUAUAUGUGAUGAUACAAAAUCAGUAAAAGGUAUCUAA